Molecule: messenger RNA, 305 nt
Organism: Musca vetustissima
Lineage: Eukaryota; Metazoa; Arthropoda; Insecta; Diptera; Muscidae
Product: U6 snRNA-associated Sm-like protein LSm8
Exons: 1
Coding region: 14-304 (96 amino acids)
Biological process (GO): mRNA splicing, via spliceosome
Cellular component (GO): U4/U6 x U5 tri-snRNP complex; precatalytic spliceosome; U6 snRNP
Molecular function (GO): RNA binding
Source: RefSeq, a predicted model, not a curated record
CUUCCAAAGCAGAAUGGCAUCCACACUGGAACAGUACAUCAAUCACACAGUGUCCAUAAUAACGGCAGAUGGUCGUAACUUUAUUGGUACAUUGAAGGGAUUUGAUCAAACCAUCAACAUCAUACUGGACGAAUCACAUGAGCGGGUCUUCUCAACAACAUCCGGCAUAGAACAAAUCGUCUUGGGUUUGCACAUCAUACGAGGUGACAACAUUGCCGUAAUUGGACAGAUAGAUGAAACAAUUGAUUCACGCUUGGAUUUUGCCAAUAUUCGAGGAGAACCAUUGGGUCCAGUUGUCCAUUGAU